This is a messenger RNA of Henningerozyma blattae CBS 6284, 648 nucleotides long. It is a transcript of the gene NOP15, whose product is annotated as rRNA-binding ribosome biosynthesis protein NOP15. Gene Ontology annotation, cellular component: nucleolus. The record is from RefSeq and is a predicted model, not a curated record. Lineage: Eukaryota; Fungi; Ascomycota; Saccharomycetes; Saccharomycetales; Saccharomycetaceae. Bases 1 to 648 code for a protein of 215 amino acids. The transcript has a single exon. Gene Ontology annotation, biological process: maturation of LSU-rRNA from tricistronic rRNA transcript (SSU-rRNA, 5.8S rRNA, LSU-rRNA). Gene Ontology annotation, molecular function: RNA binding.
AUGUCCAAAAGCACCAAGAACUCUAGUAAAUCAACAGAAAAGAAAGUGACUGAAGUUGUUGAAGAACAAGCACCAGUCGAAGAUAACCUAUCAGUUCAUUCAUCUGGGUCCGAAUCUGAAGACGAAAUUGAAGGGUUAUCAUCUGCUGAUGAAGCUGAAGAUGGAAGUACUUCUAAAUUAUCUACUCAUCAAAUCAAAAAAUUAAACAAAAAGAAAGAAUCCAAAAAGAAGGAUUCUGAUAAUGACCAAUACUCUAAUAUCAUCUAUGUUAGUAGACUACCUCAAGGUUUUCAUGAAAGAGAACUAAACAAAUACUUCUCCCAAUUUGGUGAUUUAAUAGAAUCUAGGUUAGCAAGGAAUAAGAAAUCCGGUAACUCUAGACAUUAUGGUUUCGUCGAGUUUGUCAACAAGGAAGAUGCUAAAAUUGCUCAAGAGACUAUGAACAACUAUUUAUUGAUGGGCCACUUACUACAGGUACGUCUCCUAGCAAAGGGCUCCAAAAUUGAAAAAUUAUACAGAUACAAAAAGAGAGUUUUUGCUGAGACUCCAGUUAAAAAAUCUUCUAAAGAAUUAAAAGAGAAGGCUAAGGCCAAUCACGAAAAAAGAGUUAAUAAAUUAACUGAAGCAGGUAUUACUUUUAAGUGGUGA